Hypanus sabinus (Atlantic stingray) is the source of this 6451-nucleotide messenger RNA. It is a transcript of the gene atg4c, whose product is annotated as autophagy related 4C, cysteine peptidase. Gene Ontology annotation, molecular function: protein-phosphatidylethanolamide deconjugating activity. The record is from RefSeq and is a predicted model, not a curated record. The coding region runs from base 4854 to 6260 and encodes 468 amino acids. The transcript is spliced from 11 exons. NCBI's taxonomy places the organism in Eukaryota, Metazoa, Chordata, Chondrichthyes, Myliobatiformes, Dasyatidae.
GAGCAACACACACUAAAUGAUGUAGCCGUGGGCACGUGCAUAGGUCCCAGCCGUGCCUGCCUGUUUGUCGGCUACAUUGAACAGUCUGUGUUCCAAGCUUACACUGGUGACCAUACUGUGCUUUUCCUAUGCUACAUCAACAACUGCAUGGUGCUGUUUCCUGCACUCAUGCUGAACUUGUUGACUUCAUCCACUUUGCCUUCAACUUCCACCCUGCCCUCGAGUUUACCUGGUCCAUUUCCGACACCUCCCUCCCCUUUCUCAAUCUCACUGUCUCAAUCUCUGGAGACAGCUUAGCCACUGAUGUCUAUUAUAAACAUACUGACUCUCACAGCUACCUGGACUAUACCUCUUCCCACCCUGUACUUGUGAAAGCACCAUCUCCUUCUCUCAAUUCCUUUGUCUCCACUGCAUCUGCUCACAGGACGAGUCUUUUCAUUCUUGAAUGAAGGAGAUGUCAUUUUUCAAAGAAAGGGGCUUCCCUUCCUCCACCAUCAACAUUGCCCUCAACUGCGUCUCUUCCAUUUCAUGCACAUCUGCUCUUACCCCAUCCUCCGGCCUCCCUACAAGGGAUAGGGUUCCUCUUAUUCUCACCUACCGCCCCACCAGCCUCUGCAUCCAGCACAUAAUUCUCCGAAUCUUCUGCCAUUUCCCACCACUAAGCACAUCUUUCCCUCUCUCCCCCCCCUUCUGCUUUCCGCAGGGAUCACUCUCUACAUGACUCCUUUGUCCAUUUGUCCCUUCCCACUGAUCUCUCUCCUGGCACUAAUCCUUGCAAGUGGAACAAGUGCUACACCUGCCCCUUCACUACCACUCAGGACUCCAAACAGUCCUUCCAGGUGAGCCGCCUCUUCACUUGUGUGUCACUUGGGGUCACCUACUGUAUCUGGUGCUCCUGGUGUGGUCGCCUGUUUAUUGGUGAGACCCGAUAUAGAUUGGGUGAUUGCUUCCCCGAGCACCUAUGCUCCAUCCACCAGAACAAGCAGGAUCUCCCAGUGGCCACCCAUUUUAAUUCCACUUCCCAUUCCCAUUCCAAAUGUCCUCCACUGUUGUGAUGAGGCCACACUUAGGUUGGAGGAACAACAGCUUAUAUUCCAUUUGGAUAGUCUCCAGCCUGAUGGCAUGAACAUUGAUUCCUCAAACUUCCAGUAAUGCCCCCUCCCCCAACUCCUUCACCAUUUCCAUCCCCUUUUCUCCCCUCUCAACUCAUCUCCUUGCCUGCUCAUUGCCUCCCUCAGGUGCUGCUCCACCCAUUUCUUUCUUCCAUGGUCUUCUGUCUCUUUCACCAAUCAACUUCUCAGCUCUUUACUUCAUCCCACCUCCUUCUGGUUUCAGCUCCCUCCACCUUUUAAAUCUACCCCUCAGCUUUUUUUCUUCAGUGCUGCUGAAGGGUUUCGGCCUGAAACAUCAACUGUGCUCUUUUUAAUAAAUGCUACCCAGCCUGCUGAGUUGCUCCAGCAUUUUGUGUGUGUGUUAAGUGGAUUGAUUUUGUUUGCAAAAUGGGAAUAAUUUUGAUAAUCACUGGGUUUCAUGACAGCUUAACUACUUUCAAAGUGGUUAGCUUUGUCUCCAGAUUGGUUAAAAAUCUCUUGCAGUUGGCAUUUAACCUUGCAUUAAAUUUAGGCUAAACAUAUUAUAUUUUAAUGUAAAUUGUGUGUAUGAGUGAACCUACACUACAGCUGACAGUCAUGGAUAUUGAUGAUGUAGCUGUACAGUUAGCCCUCCUUAUCCACGAGUUCCGCAUGGGCGAAUUUAACCAACUGUGAAUCGAGAAAACCCGGAAGUGCUCUUCCAGCACUUGUUCUUUGAGCAUGUACAGACUUCUUGUCAUUAUUCCCUAAACAAUGCAGUAUAACAACUAUUUUACAAAGCAUUUACAUUGUAUUAGGUAUUAUAAGUAACCUAGAGACCAUUUAAAGUAUACACGAGGACGUGCAUAGGUUAUCAGGGAUCGGGAUUGAAAAAAAUCGGAAGUUCUCUUACUAAGUAAAUUGGAACAAGUACAUCUGUUAUUAUUUAGCGUCAGUUCGUCAAACACUUGUCUUAGUGUAUAGUGUAUAUUUUACCUUUCUAUGCAUAUAAAACACUUAAGAACAUAUGUUUCAGUGCUGGGCUCAGGAACGGAAGUUCCCGAGUUCAAUCUAGUGACAGAUCAGUCCCGAGUGCCCUCUCCACCUUGGCGGGUUGAUGUGGAGGAUCAAAAGCCCAAAACCCAAUAAUUAAACCACUGCAUUGCUUAGUGAUACUUGUAGCUUUCAUCAGGGCAGAACCUUUCUCACUUUGUCUUUUAAAAUUGUUUCAAUCGUUGACCGAUGUAACCUAACGCUUUUCCAAUGACCGAUGGUGUUUCACCUCUUUCCGAUUGCUUUAUUAUUUCCACUUUAUUUUCAAUCGUGAUCGUGAUUAUUUUCGUGAACAGAAACUCUGCAGAUUCAGAUCUCUACUGCCGGGUCCUAAUGUCCACCGCAUUGAGUCAGGUUAAAUAAGGUCUGGGGUUCCACUGGGUUCUAAGGUCCACCUCACUGAGACAGGUUGAAUAUGGGAUUUGAGCAUCUGCGAAUUUUGGUAUCUGCAAGGGGUCCCGGAACCAAUCCCUCGCAGAUAUGGACGGCCAACUGUACUUAGAUAUAUGAUGGAUACAGUUCAGAAGAAAAUUAGUGGAACAAAGGACAGGAUACAUGUAUCCUUUCAAUAGGUUUCACAACUUUAUUUGAAAAUAUAUUUUCAACAGUAAUGUUUUUUUGUCUUUUUUCCAAUUUAAGAAAAUCACAAAUAGUGGUGUUCAUCAGUAUUAGGUAAGACAUUAUUUCAAGAAGAGCACUGUAGCUAAAUGCUGUCAAAUCCCUAUGGUCUGGUGUUUGCAUCCCAGGGUACAAAAAGAAGUGGGGUUGGAAGUGGAGGAUGCAUUAGGAGUCAUCUUGCAAAAUUCUUGAGACUCCAGGGUGGCUCCUGCAGAUUAGAGAGUGGCAAAUAUAACCCCUCUAUUGAAAAAUAAAUGAGGAGGGAAAGCUGAUAAUUAUGUUCAGCAGCAGUGGUGGGGAAAUGCUAGAGUCCAUUAUAAAAGAUUAAUAACAGAACACAUAUCAAGUAUUGAAAGGAAUGGGCAUAUUCAGAAUGUAUUUCUGAAAGGGAAAGAAUUAUGAAACAAAUCUACUUGUGGACGUAAUUAGGAGAAAGAUUAGAGGAGAGCCAGUGGAUCAAUAUUUGGACUUACAGAGCUCCUUUCUUUAAAGUACUAAAUAAGAGCUUAAUGUAUUAAAUUGGGAUAGUAGAUUGAGAAUUGGUUGACAAGUAGGAAGCAGAUAAGGAAUAAAAGUUUCUUUCUUCCAAGAAACAGGCAGUGAGUGGUGGGAUGCUCAAGGAGGGUUUGAUCUCCAACUAAUCAUAAUAUAUAUCACUGUUUUAGAUGAGGGAACUAACAUCCCCAAGUCUGCAAAUUACAUAAAAGCUGAGAAGGGUGCAAAGUGAACUGUGAGGAGGGUGCAAGUUGAGUGAGGAUCAAAUAAAGGGCAGAUGCAAUUUAAUGCAGAUUAAAGUGUGGUUAAACACUGAAAUAGACAGAUUAUCAUCUGAAUGAUAAUAGGUCAGAAAGAGUUAAAAUUUGGAUGUCCAGAUUGAGGAUUAAGGUACAGCAUUUUGGAAGGUAAAUGGUAUGUUUUCCUCUUAUAGUAGAUUUGUGUAGAAGAGCAAGAUAUCCUUAUGUGACUGCACUGGCCCUUUAUUGAGACUGAGCUGCAGUUUUGAUCUUGCAUGAAAAAGGAUGUUCUCGGCAUGUGAGGAGUAUGGCAAAGAUUUAGUAGACUGAUUUCUGGGAGAUCAGGAGUAUGAGCAGAGAUUGGAUCAGGUAGGCCUAUAUUCAAUGAUUAGUGGAAGAAAGAAAGAGGAUUUUAUAGAAGCCUGAAAAAUUCUAACAAGACUCAACAAAACAGGUACAAGAAAAAUAUUUCUGAUGGUUGGAAAGUCAUCAACCAUGGGUCAGAGAUUCAGGACAAAAGGGUGUGUAUAUGGAACAAAGAUCAGAAGAAAUUUCUUCAUUCAAAAACUGAUGAGCCUGUGAAUUCUCUGCCACAAAGCAGUGGAGUUACAUUAUUAAGUAUAUUCAAGAAUGAGGUAGAUAUAUUUCUUACUGUGCAAAGGGAGAAAGUGGGAACAGGAAACUGAAGAAAAUGAUCAACCAUUAUAAUGAAUGGUGAAGCAAGCCAAUCCCUGCUGCUUUCUAAAUAGUUUUGUAUAUACUACUGUUAAUUUGCUUAUUAAUGAAUACUGUAUGGGAUGAUCUUUUAUCCACUGGAUGGUUCGUCCACUGGAAAUUCAUGAUAUUGCAUUUUACCUUUGUUAAGGAUGUUUCUUGUUGAUAAAAGUUAACAUUUUUAAACAGCAUGACAUUUUAAUGGGACAUUGUCUCCAUUUUGAUCAUAAUUCAUUUGAAUUUGAUGCAUGUACUAAAUAGGAGCAGAUUCAAGUUAUGAUUUCACUUUGAUGUGGGAUUGUCUUGGACAUUAAUGAUAUGAAAUUGAUAUCAGUAUAGUUUUCAAUGACUGCAACCCUUCCUUGCCCUACUCCUGCAUGCCUGAGUUCAAAAUUAAUCUUAAGAUCCUUUUCCUUCUCAGUGUCUUGUGAGGCCAUCCAGGUGCACCAACAAUUCUUGGUGGAGCCUGGAUUUUUAAGGGAAAACUUCUGCCAGCGCAAAAGGCUGAGAAAUUGAUUUUCUAAUGGAAUGGCAAUGGAAAAUUGUUGAUUUUGCAUUUACUGAGGGAUUCCAAUCUGCCCAGCAUCUCUCUGGAAUGAUGAAUCAAGUUUUCAUACAUCAAAGUAAAGAAAGCUGAGAUGGCAAUAUCUGUUGAAGGCUGAAAAUGAAAGAUAGUGAACCUGAUGAAGUGGAUAAACUGAAGACAAAAUUUAUGUCCGCAUGGCACAAUGUGAAGUAUGGGUGGAUUGUGAGAACCAAAACAAAGUUUAGUAGAAAUUCGCCUGUCUUUUUGCUGGGAAAAUGCUAUCAUUUCAAGUCAGAGGGAAAGGAUGAAAGUGCAUCAGGCUGCACUGAUGCAGUAACAAACGCGGAACUGAUUUCGGAUAAUGUGCAUCAGUUCCGUAAGGACUUCAUCACUAGGAUUUGGUUAACAUACCGUUGUGAGUUCCCACAGUUAAAAGGAUGCUCUCGCACAACAGAUUGUGGCUGGGGCUGCACACUGAGGUCUGGUCAAAUGUUGUUAGCACAAAGUCUCCUGCUCCAUUUUCUUGGUCGAGAUUGGGUAUGGGCAGAUGUGCCACAGAUGGUUCCAUUAGAAUCUGAGUUGUACAAAUCCAACACAUCAGAGUGUGAUGAAUCAGGAUUUACCUUCCUGCCACCUUUAGAAACAUCACUACAGGACAUGAGCGAACAACUGGACUUGCCAAGUAAUGAAAAGCAAUCUCUAAAUCUAGUCAGCACAACAAAUGAGGAUGAAAAGAUGCACAGAACUAUAAUCACUUGGUUAGGCGACAAUCCAGAGGCAAUAUUUGGAAUACAUAAACUGAUAGAGUUGGGCGAAAACUCUGACAAACGAGCUGGAGAUUGGUAUGGCCCAGCUUUAGUUGCACAUAUUCUAAGGAGAGCAGUGGAAGACGCAGUGGAGCCCGAGCUGCAAGGAAUAACAGUUUAUGUUGCUCAGGACUGUACGGUUUAUAUUGCUGAUGUAAUGGAGAAACACUCACAAACUGUUGAAUGUGGAAUACCAGGUUCAUCAGACAAGAAUGCUGUUGUUAUCCUAAUACCAGUGAGACUUGGAGGAGAGAAGGUCAACCCUGAAUACAAAGAGAUUCUAAAGGGGAUCUUAAGUCUUGAGUUCUGUGUUGGAAUUAUUGGUGGAAAGCCAAAGCAGUCUUUCUACUUUGUGGGAUUUCAAGAUGACAGUUUAAUUUACAUGGAUCCUCAUUACUGCCAAUCAUUCGUGGAUGUCAGCAUGAAGGAUUUUCCACUUGAGUCCUAUCACUGUCUAUCUCCAAAAAAAAUGUCAUUUGGUAAAAUGGAUCCUAGCUGCACAAUAGGACUUUAUUCAUCCAGUAAAUACUAUUUUGAACACAUAAUUGAAGAAGUAACAAAGGUUUUCAGCUCUCCUUCUAAGGAGAAAUAUCCACUAUUUACUUUUUCAAAGGGUCAUGCUAAAGAUUAUGAAGUUGAUAAACACUGUACACUGAAAACUGAAUCAAUAACACAGGACUCUGGGACUCGGAGGAGGAAAGCAGAAAGGUUGAGUAAUGAGGAAUUUGUUUUGUUGUAACAGAAUUUCACAGUAACUGCGAUGGGGUUUCCUGCCAUUGCUGGCAGAAACUAUGGGUGCCUACUAAUGUUGAUUGAUAAUCUGUGAAACAUCUGCAAAAGUAUAUAUUUCACUGUAUAAAAAUGUAAACUUGUGUUUUUUGUAAUUUACUAUAAAUAAAAUAGUUUCAAUACUAGUUUUUUACAGCUGAA